This is a messenger RNA of Octodon degus (degu), 822 nucleotides long. Its product is annotated as olfactory receptor 7G2-like. Lineage: Eukaryota; Metazoa; Chordata; Mammalia; Rodentia; Octodontidae. Gene Ontology annotation, molecular function: olfactory receptor activity; G protein-coupled receptor activity. Gene Ontology annotation, cellular component: membrane. Bases 1 to 822 code for a protein of 273 amino acids. The record is from RefSeq and is a predicted model, not a curated record. Gene Ontology annotation, biological process: G protein-coupled receptor signaling pathway. The transcript has a single exon.
AUGGAACCGAGAAACCAAACAGUUGAUUUACAGUUUCUUCUCCUAAAGCUGACAGAUGAUCCAGGACUACAGCCCCUACUCUUCAGCUUAUUCCUGGCCAUGUACCUGGUCACCAUCCUGGGAAACCUGCUCAUCAUCCUGGCCAUCAGCUCUGACCCCCACCUCCACACACCCAUAUACUCCUUCCUCUCCGACCUGUCAUUUACUGACCUUUGUUUAAGCACAAGCAUACUCCCCAAGAUGCUGCUGAACAUCCAAUCACAGAACCACCACAUCAGUUACACAGCCUGCUUCUCCCAGGGCUUCUUUGUUCUGAUGUUUCUCGUCUUGGAAAAUUGUCUACUCUCAGCAAUGGCCUAUGACCGCUACGUGACCAUUUGUCAACCUCUAAUGUAUAGCACCAUCAUGAACCCCCAGUUUUGCUUCCAGUUCAUUCUGGUUUCACUGUCCACUGGUAUUGUGGACACCAUGGUCCACACUGUGAUGUUGCUGCAGCUGUCCUUCUGCACAGACCUGGAAAUCCCGAACUUCUGUGAACUUGCUCAGGCCAUUAAACCUGCUCGCUCUGACACGCUCAUCAAUUAUAUAUUGGUUUACAUUUUGUCGGUUCUUUUGGGUGGUAGUUCCCUAUCUGGGAUCAUUUUUUCUUAUUCUCAGAUUAUCUGCUCUCUUUUGAGAAUGCCAUCCUCUGGCAGAAAAUACAAAGCCCCUUCUACCUGCGGGUCUCAUCUCUUAGUUGUAUUAUUAUUCUACGGGACAGGCUUUGGUGUGUACAUCAGUUCUGCUGUCACUGGCUCCUCCAGAAUGUCUGCAGUGGCUUGA